AUGUUGCUGCAGGGUAACAAACGACAAAGUUAUGAUCUUGUAUUACGGCAUAGUAGUGUCGCCACCAUACUCUACCAUACUGGAAUGAAGAAACUGAUACUUGUCAAACAAUUUAGGCCAGCUGUCCUAGUUGGACAUGUACUUCGACAACCAGAAAAUUUCAACAAGAAACUCACUGAAAUAGAUUGGGCCAAGUACGAUGCAUCAAAUGGUUAUACCUUGGAAUUGUGUGCUGGUAUGAUCGACAAAAAACUCCCCGUUGUUGAUAUUGCACGCGAAGAAAUUGAAGAGGAAUGUGGCUAUGCCGUAAAGAACGAGGAUAUCCAUCUUGUUACUACUUUCAACGUCGCUGCACAUGAGUCUGGAGGUGUGCAGUAUCUUUUCUAUGCUGAAAUCAAUGAUUCUAUGAAGGUCACAGAAGGCGGUGGAAAUGCAAGCGAAGAUGAGUAUAUCACAAAGGUAUCCUCCUACUAUACCAAUGAUUUAUUGAAUCUGCGCAUUUUCGACUAUAUGGUUCAAUUCCAGGUGUUUCUAACCGAAGAUGAAGUACGUUCUCUUGUCUCUAGCGAGUAUCCACCGAGCCCCUCUUCUAUGCUCUACGCUCUGAUGUGGUGGCUCGAGAAUAAGUGUUCUAAACAGAAAAAACCAUUGGUACUAGCUUUCUCGUAA
Cylicostephanus goldi is the source of this 669-nucleotide messenger RNA. Lineage: Eukaryota; Metazoa; Nematoda; Chromadorea; Rhabditida; Strongylidae. The record is from the annotation of a GenBank genome assembly.